Molecule: messenger RNA, 5778 nt
Organism: Felis catus (domestic cat)
Lineage: Eukaryota; Metazoa; Chordata; Mammalia; Carnivora; Felidae
Product: cell wall integrity and stress response component 4-like
Exons: 3
Coding region: 4078-4956 (292 amino acids)
Source: RefSeq, a predicted model, not a curated record
CUGCCCCUCCCCUGUUCAUGCUCUGUCUCUCUCUGUCCCCAAAAUAAAUAAACGUUGAAAAAAAAAUUAAAAAAAAAAUCCACUCACUUAUUUAGUUUGCCAUGCCUUCAUCAAAUAUAUAUACUCAACGUUCAGUAUUUGCAAGCCUUUGCUAUGAUAGUGGUAGAGGGUAUGUAUUUGUGAUCUGAGCUUUCUGAGAAAAAAGGCACUGAUUACAGCCUCUGGGAGGUUUCUGGCCAAUCAGAAGAAACACUUGACUAGAGGUGAGGCAGGGGCUCAAAGACCCCACUGCCCCCAUAAUAUCUCCCUCACUGUGUUUGUUUCCAGGAGUUAUGUGGGUACUACUGUGUAUGUAUCCCCACAGGACAAGACGCAUAGGACUUCUCCCCCAUGGACCCCUAGCUUGACUACCUGGGGUCUAGUUGUAAUCCUACAAUUGCUCACAGGUGAAGGCAAAUAGAAUAGUCUGGGCCAGUCUUAUGAUGAAGAUGAAUUAGACUCUGACCUUCAUGGUCACCUGUUUAAUACUUCCCCCAGUGUCCUACCCUCCCCUCAUCUUAUAUACCCUGAAGAAAGAAACUAAAGAAUAUAUUUGGAGCAAAAUUACAUGAGUGAGGUCUUUGUUGACUUCCUUAUUUACAUUUAUAGCCUUGUCCCCACCCUGGCACUUCCUGCCCCUAUCUCCAAUCUACUUUUCUCCAUAGCAUUUAGUACUUUCUAACAUACUAGGUAAUAUACUUUUUUCCUUAUUAAAGGGUCACUCCAGUGAAAGGUAACCUCCUCUAUGACAGUAGGGGUUUUGUCUGGUUUUCAUACUUCCCUAUCCCCAGUGCCUUUAAGAGUGUCUGGACAUUAUACAUGCUUAAUAAUUAUUUGUUGAAUCUAUUAGUCAAUCAGAUACUUUGAAAUGUACAAUAUAUAUUUUUGGCCUAGAAAUUCUAUUUCUAGGAAUCCAUUCUUCACAAAUUGGCUUGAAUGAAAGAAAAGUGUGUGAACCAUCUCUUAUUAUUUAUGAGUGUGAAAAAUAGGAAAAAACAUAAUCCUUUAGCAUUAAGUGAUUAUAUAGAUUGUGGUAUGUCCAUACAAUAGAAUGUUAUGAAGUCAUUAAAAUUCACUUCUUAGAAGAAUCUUUAAUAAUGUGGGAAAAUGUUAAGAAUGAUAGUCAUUAGUAUUUCCUGAUUUGAUUGCCAAUUUAUAAAAUGACUAUGUAUAUGUGCUUUGAAAAAGUAAUGGAAUAAUGGAAUAACAGUAUCUGUGGGAGAUAGGAUUAUCUCUGGUUGUUUGUGGGAAAUAGGAUUAUCUCUGGUUGUUUGUGGGAGAUGGGAUUAUCUCUGGUUGUUUGUAAGAAGCAGGAUUACAGAUUAUUUUAAUUUUCUUUUUUGUGCCUUCCCUGUGUUGAAUUUUCUAAGAAGCAGAGAGGGAGAAGCUGGCAGCAGUGGUGGGAUAUUUCCCUUGAGCCUGGGGAUUUGGGAGAAAUGGCCUCCUCUUUAGUUACCUCCUGGUAACCACACCCUCAGAUAAAUCCCUCCCACACUGACCCUGGGGUUAGCUCAUGUGUCUCAAUCUGGCCAACGGGACUUUAGCAAACAUGAAACAGAUGGGGGUUUGAAAGUCACUUGCGCAUUGGCGUUCUGUUGCCAAUAGGAACUCUCCCUCUGUCAUGCAGACAAAUCUGGAGGAUGAGAUACUAUGUGAAGAGAACCCUCAGCCAUUCCAGCCAUCCCAUCUGACACCAUAGACAUGACAAUAAGGGAGGACAGGAGCCAGGAGCUACGUGUCUGGGCCCCUCUCAACCCUGCCUUCAUUUCCACUUAUUAUUGUUUUAUCUGACCAUGACAUCAUGAACAAAAGAAAAACUCGGCACUGGUGCAUUUCAGUCCGGAGCUAACAAGAGACCCACGGCGCACCUCUGUCUCCGGGGACCCGGAACACUGUGGGUAAUUAGAAAUCCCAAAGAUGAGGGCAGACGGUUUCUCCCGCUCGCUCACCACACAUGGGCACACGUGUGUGCACACACACACAAGUACCUACACACGCACAGACACCGGAAGCUCAUCCCGCGGUUUCUAAAGAGGUAAGUCUGGAUGUUUAAGAUCCAAAGAACUAUACAUGACCUUAUUUUAGACUCUCAAUUGUUAUCUUAAUGAUAGACUGUUAGAGCUGUAGAGAAAGGGCCACUGGUGAUUCUGCAGUCCAGGUGCUUCCCUUACAAGCUGGCCAACUGAUGCCCUGAAGCCUGGGGUUGGCUGUAUUUUAGCCCUACCACUUACCAGCCGUGUGACCUUUGGCAAGUGCCUUAACCUCUCUGUGCCUCGGGGUCUCCUCUCAAAAAUUACAGUAACUCUAUCUUCCACACUGGGUCAUUGAGAGGCUUAAAUAAAAUAAGCAUUUAGCCCAGUGCUUGGCACCUGGCUAUUAGCUAGCAUCGUAGCUAUUCUUAUGAAUACCACUGAAGACAUCCAGCUAGAAUCAGGCAAUCAGUUAGUGGCAGGCUGGGUGCAGAACUGAAAGCGACGCCUCGUGUCCAUCUCGCGUCCCCACCUGGCUGUCUCUGGCAGGAAGAACCCUGCUUUUUGUCCCAGUCUUGGACGGAAUGGCUGGCCACGCACAGGCUCAGUGGCCCCGUCUGCAGCUGCAGGACAAUUAUCUGCAAUCGCUUCCCAGCGAAAACGCUGAGUAACGAACUGAAACGUGUGCUUUUGGAAUGAUCCAUUUUCCUCAGCCACGUGGCAGUCGGAGGGAGGAAGCUGCUCCAGCUUUGACUGCAUUUGGGGAGCACAGUGCCCGCUCGCUCUUUGGCCAUCACGAAAAUGUGCCGGGCCCCGCAGAGUUAACAGCAUCUUUACUUAGGGUAGUUGCUGCCUUACAGGGAGCGUGGAUCACAAGUAGAAUACGACACGGAGGUAUCCUCAUGGUCAGAUUCACGCUCCACUAUCCAGGCGCUGGGGACAAAUUCAGGCAGCUGCUUGACUGUUGACUUCUUGAGGUCUUAGGUGCUUUUCUGACCAUGGGCUGUCCCAGGGUAGGCACUGAACGAGUGUGUAUUCAACAGAAUCGACAACUCUUCCCAUGGCUGCACCAGUUUAUUCAAAGUAAAUCAUGAUUUCAUAUUACAUUGGGAAAUAACAAGUGCUCCCAAUUUAUAUUCCUGGAUACCUGGGGAAGCCCCCCAUUUCGCUAUGGCGAGGCUUCAUUUAAGAAGAAGAAUGCCCCAUUGGUAGGCUGACAGGUGCACUGCUGAGGAACUGUCUUAGCUCUCAGCGGACCCUCAUCCCGCCUCCGUUAGCAGCAGGAAAGAGCACACACAGGUGUCGUGCAGAACAAAUUCCUCACUCCCAGCAUGCUCAUUUUUCUCGUCCAGAAUUUACUUGGGGAAAGCUAUGCUCCAACCCAGCCACUGGUGCCAUUGUGCAAUCCAGCGGGAUGGCAGUCACCUUGCUGUUUAGUUACGACCCAUGAAAGGAUGAAAAAGAAAGAAAGAAAAACACAGAGCAUACACACACAGAACGAGGGUGGAGGCUGCGUGAUGAUAAUGAAAACCAUUUGUCAGGAUUUCGCUCCUUUCUUUCUGGAUCGGCCGAGUUCCUGGCACCAGGCCUCUGUCUGCGAAGGGAGCUGCACCCCUAAGACCUUCCAGGGGCUCGUUCACCAUGUCCAGUCCAUGUCACGCCGUGUCCUCAGAAAGGAGGGCACUUGAUUGUCCCGGCUCCCUCUGGGCCACAGCCUAGACUGGGCCUGGCUCCAGUCUCACCUCUGUCUUAAGGGGCCUCCCCCACCCUGUGGAAUCAGGCAUUAACCUCAGUUUCCAGCUCUGCCUUAGCCAGACUGCGGUUUGCUGUAAGAAGGGCUCUCCCCUUGCUUGCAUUGUGUCCACCGGCAGUCCCCGCUUCCUUUUGAGCUGUUCUACUUUCCUUCUUUCCACAGACCUGAUCUCCAUAUUCCCAAAAUACAGAUUCACACCUUUGUUUUUAGGAUAAAAAAGCAAAAUAAAAAUUUAAAACGAAAACAAAAAAGUGUCAACAACCCCCCCCCGGCCCCCAAUUUACAACCGGUGGAACAGUGUGUAUCUGCCUGAGCAUGUUUGUGGUGCUUGCAUCGUCCCUGAGAGAGGAAUGGCCUCGAAAGACGUGUGUUGUAGUUACAGUAAUGUGCACUUGGGCCCGUGAAGUCCUAGUGCCUAAUUGUCCACCUCUCGAUCUGCCCCUUUCUCAAACCCAUCAUGGCAUUUGCCCCAGUCAUGUCUCUCAUUCAGACCUGUGGAGCACGGCGGCAUUCUCUCCACCCUCUGCCACCACCACUCUCCCCACCACCAUCAUCACCAUGACCAGCUCCUCCUCCAUCACCAGGACCACUACCCUUAUUGCCAUCGCCGCCUCCACCAACAUUUCCACCACCAGCUCCACCGCCAUUACCUCCAUCACCGUGACCGCUACCCUUACCGCCAUCGCCGCCUCCACCAACAUUUCCACCACCAGCUCCACCGCCAUUACCUCCAUCACCGUGACCGCUACCCUUACCGCCAUCGCCGCCUCCACCAACAUUUCCACCACCAGCUCCACCGCCAUUACCUCCAUCACCGUGACCGCUACCCUUACCGCCAUCGCCGCCUCCACCAACAUUUCCACCACCAGCUCCACCGCCAUUACCUCCAUCACCGUGACCGCUACCCUUACCGCCAUCGCCGCCUCCAUCAACAUUUCCACCACCAGCUCCACCAUCACCAUGACCACCACCAUCCUAUCAUCACUACCAUCAUUUUCCCCAACACCUCCUCACCACCGUCACCACCACCACCACCACCAGCACCACCACCAGAGGACUCCAAGAACUUUCUGGAGUCAGGGAAGUCUUGCCAAUGUUCCCCCAAGAUCUCCUCUUAGGCUGUCAAGAAAACGAGCAGAACCAGAAGAGAGCCACACCCGGGGGUCAUUUAUUCUCUCCAGAGUUGUUAAAUGAAUUGUUUAGGUCCAUAUUGCUUCCAAUGGAGUGGUGACUAGAGCCACGUCUAGAAAUCAAUAUUCCUGCUUUCCCGUCUCUUCUAUUAUACUGUUUUCCAGCACCUCUUCUGGAAACUGCUUUUUUUCCCCUUCCCUCUCCUGAGAUUUUCUUGUUUGUCUUGCUGUUGCUGUUACCUUUGCUUUUCUAAUAAUGUAGAUGACAACAUUAUUCAGUUUAGACCUGGAUAAAAUUAUAUCAAAAGAGGAAGAUCUAUGAUUGUCACAGUGACAUUAUACACACACACACACACACACACACACACACACACACAAAUUCACAAAGGUAAAUAAGGAGUUAUGUACCUUGGCCCUCCAAAAUGAGGCGGGUGCUUCCAUAUGUCUAAUGCAAUGUGUUAAGGAUAAGUGUACAAUUGUUGCUAGCCAUCUUUGAGUUUUUCUAUUUCUUCACAUUUGAAGCCAAGUGGACUUUGUGUUUAGGCCCAUGCAGGCCUCCCUGACCCCUCCCAGCAGCCUCCAGAAGGAGGUAUUCCUCUGACUAGUUUGAUUCCAUAGAGGUGAUUGGCUCCCACUUGCAAGAGGGGAGUUCCCUGCGGGCCCAUGUAUGGCUCUCUCCUGGCCCUUCUGUGCCGGAAUGAGAAGAGGCCCAUCAGCUGGACCAGGAAGAAGCUUGGCCAACUCCCUGCCAUGCUUCUUCCUUGGCCACAAGGGUGAGCACACCAAUACUGGAAAUCUGAGUCUGGGCUUUGCGGGGAGAAAAGGCAAGGGUGGGAUAGAAAUACCCCCGAAGAUUCCCCUUAGGCCUCUCUCUUAGGCUGUCUGA